AAUGGUUCUAGUGCCAUCUUCAUCAAUGAGCCCGUUGUAAUGGUCCUCGGAGGUCCACGAGCAAGAGUUAUGUAGCCAAAACUCAUAUUUCGCACAAAAACCAGAAGGUCAACGCCCCACUGAAGGUAUACUCCGUAUGGAGUACAGCUGUCGGUACUCUCCGAAGCAUGAGAAGCGGAGGUAGAAAAGGACCCCCAUGUGCCAACAGAUGGUCAUGCUUUAUCUACUUCUGCAGGGAAAAUUCCGCACACUUGCUUCUCCAAUCCUCGUUCUUAAUCUACUUGAUGGACGUUGGAAACCGACAGACCAAGUCAACAGACCAAUUGGUGAAAGCCAGCGACCGUCUUGCCCUCUACCAGAAACAGCUCCUUCAAGCCUCCGGCCCAUCACCGCAAACCACUUCUUCCAGUCGCAGUAUCUCAACCGCCGCACAGGCAGCUAAUCAAAUGUCUCGCGAUCCCAUUACCUGCCAUGUCCUAAACACCCUGACGGGUACCCCAGCCGCAAACCUCCCAGUAACGCUGACAUUCCUCGGGAGCAGCAAUGGCAACAACACCAGCCAAAGCCCCGUCACAUUCAGCGCAACGACGGACGCAGAUGGACGUGUGAAGAACUGGACUGCCACCGCCGCGACAACUACGACGGUUUCCGGGGUGCUUUCAUCGCUGCCGACUGCGGAUAGCAAGACGAACUGGGCGGUGCGUUUUGAGGUUGGGCCGUGGUAUGAAGCGCAGGGGAUCGAGAGUUUCUGGCCGGAGGUGGAGGUGAAGUUUACAGUGAAGGGACGUGGACGGGAGGGAGAGGAGGGUUGGCGUCACUAUCAUGUGCCGGUGCUUCUGGGGCCUUGGAAUUAUUCUACUUAUCGGGGUUCUUAAAAUGAGACCGUUGAUGGCUAUCAUGGUUUGAUGGUUUGAUAGUGGAUCGUUAGUUCCUCUUUAUUUUCCUUUUUCUGAUUGUGGAGCGCGCACAGUGACGUAUCUGGAGAAGCUCUAAAAUGAUGAAACAGGGACAGCCAGAGGUAGUCCGUCCAUCAUAUCUUUAAGAUGGGGUAGUCAAAAUGCUGCAAUUGAAUAUGCAUUUCUAGUGA
Messenger RNA from Aspergillus novofumigatus IBT 16806, 1087 nucleotides. RefSeq names its product hydroxyisourate hydrolase. Gene Ontology annotation, biological process: purine nucleobase metabolic process. Gene Ontology annotation, molecular function: hydroxyisourate hydrolase activity. Bases 285 to 875 code for a protein of 196 amino acids. The record is from RefSeq and is a predicted model, not a curated record. The transcript has a single exon. NCBI's taxonomy places the organism in Eukaryota, Fungi, Ascomycota, Eurotiomycetes, Eurotiales, Aspergillaceae.